AUGUUUUUAUCUAUCUAUCUAUCUAUCUAUCUAUCUAUCUAUCAAACUGUCAUCAAUAAAGAUGCCAGGCAUGGAACUGACAACCAACUUUGGAGCUGUGUAGCUGUGGAUAUUUCCAAGAAAGCCUGUGCUCUCACCAAAAUGAAUGCAGACUUGUAUCAGAUGAAUGAUCGGAUCACAGUUCUUGAACAUGACAUUAACGGAGAUUUGGAAGCAUUACAGAUGUUAUCUCCCUUUGAUUUUAUCGUCACUAACCCACCCUAUAUCUCAAAUGGUGAAAUGGAAUCCUUACAACCAGAAGUGAUCAGGUAUGAAGAUCACAGAGCUUUGUUUGGUGGGAAAGAUGGAUUGGAUAUAAUCAAAGCCAUCCUCAAAACAGUGAAUUAUUUGAUACCUGUUCAUAGUUCCAUUUGGCUGGAGGUUAGUGUGGAUCAUGUGUUAGAACUUUAUAAGAAGGGACAGAUUUUGCCAUUUUAUUCGAGUGAAAAAGGGCAACUUUUGGAGUCCAAGCUGCUAAAUACUAGAGAUGAUGGGAAUUUCUAUCUUAACAGACUUAUAGCCUAA
Molecule: messenger RNA, 564 nt
Organism: Acanthosepion pharaonis
Lineage: Eukaryota; Metazoa; Mollusca; Cephalopoda; Sepiida; Sepiidae
Source: the annotation of a GenBank genome assembly